This is a messenger RNA of Paramecium sonneborni, 7523 nucleotides long. The record is from the annotation of a GenBank genome assembly. Lineage: Eukaryota; Ciliophora; Oligohymenophorea; Peniculida; Parameciidae.
AUGAGCUACACUCCGUUAUAGUAGGAAGAAAUUAGAGCGAUUUAUCAAAGAAAUCAAUAACUUGAGAUGCAAGUUAAAGCUUCUCUUAAUGAAGUAUAAUAACUUAAUCAAAGACUAUAAAUGUAAGAACAAGCUUUCAAAUAAUCAUAAUUAUAAUUGAAUUAACAAUUACAAAAGGUUUCAUAAGAUUUAUCCAUUAAAACUUAGUAGUUUACUAAUUCUGAAUAACAAUUCAAAAGACAAUUAGAUCAUGCUAAUGAAUAAUUGAAUAUCGUUAAAUAAUAAUAUCAAUUGAGAGUAGACUAAUUAUCAUAAGAAUUGAAACUAAAAACCACUGCCUUUGAUAAAACAUCAAAUGAAUUGUAGGCUGCAAAACAUGAAAUUUUGUUGUUAUAGAAAAAUGCUGAAAAUUUGAAUGUAGCCAAAUCCUAACAACUUGUUUAAUAAGAUGCUAAUGCCAAAAGAGUCAUAGAUGAUUUAAAUGAUAAAUUGAGAACAAUUUCAGUCUAAUCUCAAAAAUAAAUAGAACAAUUACAUUAAGAAUUGGUUAUUAAAAAAUAAGAGAUUGAUCAACUUAAUAAAGAUCUUACAUCUAAAAAGAAUGAGAUCUAUCAAUAAUAAUAAAAAAUAGAAACUUCAAAUAUUGCUAAAAACAAUUAGAUAUCUUAAUUAGAAGCCUUGUCUAAAAAACAAUUACAAGAAUAUAAUGAUAAACUUAAUCAAUUUUAAUCUUAAGCAUAAAUGAGGAUUGAUUAACUUAAUCAAGAAAUUAGUAAUAAAACUGCUUUGCUUGAAAAGGCUAAUUAGGAAAUAGUACAAAAGAAAUAAGAAAUUUAAGCUAAUAAUUAACAUUUUGAAUAAGUUAGCCAUCAAUAUUAAUAAAAAAUAUAGGAAAUGAUGGGAAGAUUAAAUGAACUUUAAUUGUAAGCAGAGAAAGAAUAAAAUCAAUUUGGAAGAACAAAAGAAGAUUUCUAAGUAAAAGUUUAGAAUCUUUCAAGAGAUUUAAGUAUUUAAUAAUAAUAAAGUACUUAAUUUGCAUAGGCAAUGUAAAAAGAAAACUAAUAAUUAAAAUAAGAAAUUAUUAAUUUACAAUAAUAAAUAGCUCAAAAACAUUAAUAAUUUAGUGAAUAAAAAUCAUAAGCAGAUGCAUAAAUUAAUAAAUUGAAUAUAGAAAUAAGUAAAUUGAAGACUGAUUUAGCUGUUAAGUAAUAAUAACUAGAAUCAAGUGAGUAGUAAUUUAAUUAAUAUAAGAGUACAACAACCAAAUAAAUAGACUCGAUGAUUUAAUAGUUCGAAUAAAGGUAAGGUGAAAUUCAUAAAGAUAAUGAAGUCUAAUCAAAUAGAUUACUUUCUUAAAACAAAUAAAUGCUUGAUAAAACAGUAGAAGAGCACAAAAAAUAAUUAGCAUAAUUAGAUAAAUUUUGGAAUGAUAAGUAUAAGUAGUUGAGUGAUUAAGGAUAGCAGGAUUCAUAAAGAAUAACUCAGUAAUAUUUAACCAUUAUUGCUGAAAAUGAAAAAAAGUUUUAGAAUCUUUUUAAAAAUUAGGAGUAAUCCUAUUUAUCUUAAUUGGUUGCAUAGGAAUAACAUUUUCAAUUGCAAAUAGAUUAAUUAUCAAAUUAAUUAAGGUAGGUGAGUGGUGAAAAGGAAUCUUUACAUACAUAAUUAGUAACUGCAUAAGCUUAGUUAAGAGAUUUUGAUUAAAAGGUUCGAGAAUUACAUUAACAUGGUUAGACAAAAUCAGAGUAGGCUUAUUUGUAGAUAAAUGGAUUGUAAAGUAGUAAGGAAGGUAAAAUAUAAAAUUGAUUAUAUUAGAAUUGUUUGCAUUUAUAAAAGAGAAACAAAUUGAGUAUGAUGCGAAAGUGUUUGAAUUGUAAUAAUAAUUGUAAAGUUUGGGUGGUAAUAAGGAAGCAUUAGAGAAAGAAUUAAGUUUAGAGAGAGUAGCUAAAGAAGGUUUGAAAAAGGAGAUUUUAUAAAUAACAAAUUAAUAAAAGAUGAAAGAUACAGAUAUUAGAAAUGAAAUUACUGUAAAGAAUUCAGAAAUAAUUAAAUUAAAUAAAGAAGUUGAAAGAUUAGAUGGUUUAUUUAAAUAAGCUACACUUGAAUUAAAAAGAAUAAAUGAGUAGAAUGAAGAUUUGAAAUUGAUUGAUGAUUUUUAAUUAAAGGAAAAAGAUUUGGAGAUCUCUAAAUUUAAAUAGAUUGAGAUUGAAUUAAAGAAUAGAAUUUAAUAACUCUAAAAACAAUUAUCAAAUUAAGAAUGGUAAUUAUCUUAAGAGAAUAUAAAAUUGAAAUAAUAAGUUAAAGAUCUAAAUAAUGAUAUUAAUAUUUUAAACACAAGAAUUAAUAUGCUCAAAACACAAAAUAAGGAUGAAUCAGAGAGGUUCUAGGAUUUAUUAAAAUCUCACGAUGUUGAACUUGAGAGUUGGGCAGAAAGAUACAAAGAUCAAUAAUAAUAAAUAGAAACUAUGGCAUAAUAAUUAUUUGCAGCAUAAUAAUAAACAAAAUAUAAAGAAUAGAUUAUAUUAGAAUAUGAUAAACUAAAACAAGAUUUUGAUUUAUUGAAUAAACAAUAUCAAGCUUUAUAAGAGAAUAGUUUAAGGAAUAGUAAUAUUAAGGAAAAUGCUAAAAAUGUGGAAAUAUAAUAAUUGUAAGAACAUUAUGAAUAGUAAGUAAUUUAACUUUAAAAAGAAAUAGAAUAAAUGAGGGAAAAUAAAAUCAAUGUAAGAUAAGAUGCUUCAGUAAUUGAUUUUAGUGUGCAAAUUACUGCAUUAAAUGAUCAAUUAAUGAAGAAAAAUAAUGAAAUCACUAAUAUUAGAAUGCAGGCCAAUAGAACUAUUAUGGAAAAAGAUAAUUAAAUUAUAUAAUUAUAAGAACAUUUAGAAGAAUUAAUCUCAAAAUUUGAUAUUAUUGAACGUAAUCAAACAAAUUAGGCUGAAGCUAUUGAAAAAGCAGAAAAUUUAGAAUUAAUCAUGAAUGAAAAGGAUAAGUUUAUUAUUUAACUAAAAAAAGAAUUAUAGAAUCACAAAGAUUAAAUUUUAGAACUAGAAGAGUAAUUAAAAAUUAGACAAAAUUCUCUUGAUAUGAUAUAAUAAUAAGCUUCAUUAAUUUCUGAACUUAAAUCAUAAGUAGAAAAAAGAUAAGGAGAGAAUCAAAAUGUUGCUUAACUCAAACCAGUAUAAUAAUGUUUUACUAAAAGUAUUAGAAGUUCAACUCAUCGAAUGAGUGGAAAAAAAAGUUAAGUUGAAGAACCUUAAUAAGAAAUCAUUUCUUAUGUUUAAAACAUGAAUGAAAUCUCAUUUAAAUUAUAAUCUACUAAUUAACAAAUUAUUUCAAUUGUAUAACCUCAAAUUAGCGAAACAAAAUAAAUAUUGAGAUAAUCAUAAGAGGAAUAACAGUAGAAAAAUCUAUUAAAUCAAUCUAUUAUGAUCUUAUAGUAGGAAUUGAAAUAAACUAAAUUAAAUUUAUAAAGUGAAUAAUAAGUUUCUACUCAAUUAAGAUAGGAUUUAUCGUAAGCUAAUUCCAAAAUUGAACUAUUGUAACUUGAACUAUCCUAAAUGAAAAAUUCAUCAUAAUAAAAUGGUAUUACUAUUUUACUUACUUUUAGAUAUUUAAAUUAAUGAAAGAUUAAACACAAUGAGUUUGAAAACUUAUGAGUCCAAUAUGUAAAAUUUACAAUCUGAAAAUCAUGAUUUAUAAUAAAAAUCCGAAGAAUAAGAAUAGUAAUUGAAUAAUUAAGCAUAAAGAAUUAAUGAACUUUAAAAUGAAAUAAAAAAACAGAGAGAGUACAUAUAAGAAUUGAAUGAUUCAUAAAAUGCUAAAGAUAAUUAAAUUUUUGAGCUAAAAAGUAUUAUUGAUAGAUUAUAAAAUAAUCUUAAAUCUGAAUAAUCCAUUGUUAGAUAGAAGUAAUCUGAAGUUAAAUAAAUAACUUAUUAAUAAGAAUAAAUAUAAUAAAUGCUCUAAUAAGAAUAUCAGGACAUAAAGAAAAACAAUAAUGAUUUAUCAUAAUAAAAACUGAAAUUAGAAUUAGAGAUUUAAGAAUUAAAAUCAUAAUUAUAAUAGGCUUAAGUCACAGAGUAACUUUAUGAAAGUAAAAUUACAAAAUUAAAUACAGAAGUAACUUAAGUAAGAGAGAAACUUGUAAAAUUUGAGUAAAUUUAAAUUGAGUAAAAUAAGACAAUAAUCAAUUAAAAUAUAUAAUUAUAAUAUUAAUAACAGAUAGAAGAGUUAUCAAUUAAAUUAGAAAAAUAAUAAUAAUUAAGUAAUUAAAAUUAAUAGUAAUUAAAUAACCAAUUAUAGAUUCUCAAUGAAUAAUAUUAAAAUAUUCUUUUCAAAUUUGAAAGUAGUUAAGAAUAAGUUAAAUCUUUAUAAAACAGUCUUGCACAAUAAAAGUAAUAAUAUUUAAGUGAUAUGAAUGAAAAUUCAUAGAUACUUUCUUUAAGAAAUUAAGAAAAUUAAAAUUUAAAGAUGUAAUUAGAACAUUUUAAUCAAUAAUUGAAUGCAUACAAAGAAUCUAAAACUGAUGUUUAGAAAUGGUAGAACCAAGUAGAAAUAUUGCAAAAGCAAUUGCGUGAAGAAAAACUAUAAUAAUAAGAGUAAAUUAUUAAUUAUAUAAUAUUAGCUUGAAUAACUAAUUGUAAAAUUAAUUAUUUUAAUUUUAAUAAUCAAAAAGAGAAUGGUAAGACUUAAUAUAAAAAUUAAAGGAGGACAAUAAUUAAUUAUAAACAAAUUUGAAUAGAGUUUUAACAGCUAGAUCAGACAAAGAAUGUAUCGAUACCCAUUAAUAAAACUAAAACAUCCAAAUAACAACAAAUACAAUUAAAACUUAGUAAUUCAAAAGCAAUACUUCUGAAUUAUCUUAAGAAAAAAUAUUGAUAGAGUUAUAAAUAGCUUAAGAAGAAAAUGUUAAAUUAAUUAGUUAAUUGCAAGUGUUAUAAUUAAAUAACAAAUAAUUAAAUAAAGAGAUUUAAGAUUUUGAUGAAAAAUAAAAAUAAUUAGAGAAUAGAUACAAAGAUUAAUAUUUGAGAACUUAAUUGGAGCAUGAUCUUUCGUUUAAAAAAAUAGAAUAAGAAAAUGUGAGAUUAAUAAGUUAAGUUGAGGUUUAUUAGAAAAAAUAAUAGUAAUAAGAAGUUUUGAUUGAUGAUUAUUUAGCUUAGAUUGAAAAGCUUAAUAUCAUAAAUAAUUAAAUUUAGCAGUAAUUAUUAUUAGUACAAAAAGAUAACUCUAAUUUUUAUAAGGAUUAAGAUAAAUAGAUAUAUAAAUUAAGUGAAUUAAAUUAGUAAUUGAUGACUUAAAUAACUCAACUGAAUAAUUAAAAGAGUACAGAUUAAUUGCAAAUCAAAGAUUUAAUAAUUAUUAAGUAAACUUUAGAUGAAUAAUUGGGUAAACAUUCAGAAGAAAUAAUUUCUCUGAAUGAAAGAUUGAAAGAGUUAUCAGAUUAGAAUACUUAAAUUACACAAAUGAAUUCAGAAUAUCUUAAUUAGAUUACUGGAUUAUAAGUGUAGAUAUCUGAGUUAUAAAAUAAAGUAACUCAAAAUAUUUAUGAAAAUAAGCCAAGAUAUAGUGAUUAAUAGCCUAGACAGUCUACUUCAAAUAACAGUAGAUAAAUUGAAGAAUUAAAUAGUAAGAUACUAAGUCUUAAUAAUUAAGUCAAUUUAUUAAAUCAACAGAAAUUUUAAAUUUAAUAAGAAUUGAUUACAGUAAGAAAACAGUUAUAGAAUGAAUAAGACGAUAAAUUAUCUCAGUAAUCUCGAUAAACUAAAACUAGUUCAUAUAAAAUAAUUAGUGAAAUGGAAGAUAGAAUUAGGUAAUUGUAGUAAUAACUUGAAAAUGAGAAAUUAGGUAAAUCAAUGAAUAAUGGUGAUAUUGAAUUGAAAAACAAAUAAAUUUUGAUUUUAGAACAAAAUAAUAGAAAAUUAUAAUAAUAAUUGGAUUAAUUAAAUUUAUAAAUGGAAGAUGAGAAAAUUCUGCUUUAUAAAGAGAUUGAUUAAUUGUCUGAAUAGAAUAAAAGAACAAAAUAAUUAAAAAAUACUGAGUAAGAUAUUGAAUAUAGAAAUUCAAUUAAAUAAAAGGAAAACAUAUAAUAAGAAUUAAUCUAAGCAAAUUAAUUAAUAAAAAAAUACUAAACUCGUAUAACUAAUUUGGAGAAUUAAAUAACAAAAUAGACAAAUGAUUCAUCAGAUCUAUAAAAUAGAUUUAUUAUAGAUUUAGAAGAGAAACUUAAAUUAAAUCAACGUAAAUAUGAAAAUGAAAUUAAGGAACUUAAGUAUGAAAAGCAAUCUCUUAAUUAAUAAUUAGAAAAAAUUUAAUACGAAUUAAAAGAAAUCAAAUCUAAAUAUCAUGUUGAAUUAGAAUAAAACGAAUAAAAAUUGUCAAAAGAAAAUUAAAGAUUCUCUUUAUAAUUAAAUGAUAAAGCAGCUUAUUUGAGCUAAUUAGAAGUGAAAAAUAGAUAGAUGAAGGAAGAAAUUUUGAUUUAAUAAGAAAAAUAUGAUUAAAAAUUAAUGUAAGCAAAUGAGAAAAUUAAAGAGUUAACUGAAGAUUUAGAGACUAUGAUAGAAAAUUAUAAAAAGGAAAAAAAUGUAAAUUUUUUUAUUAAUUAAAUUAGUUAAAUUAGAAAUGGGAAAAAUAAAAUGAAGAGCUACGGAAAUAAUUAUAAUCAUCUGUUGAUGACAUUCAUAUUAAAACAGAAAGAAUGAGUGUAGAAAGAUUAUCAUUAGACACUAAAAGAUAAAUAGAGUAAGUUUAAUAAUAAUUAAAUAAUGAAAUAAAUACAUUGAAACAAGAAAUUAAAUCAAAAAAUGAGCAAAUUAAUUAGUUAAAAUAUACCAAUCAAUCUCUUUAAUAAAAAAUCAAUAAAUUUGAAACAUAUAUUCAUGAUUUAGAAGAUUAAUUACAAUAGUUUUCAAGCAAAGAAGAACAAUUAUUAAUGUAAUUGAAUUAAUCAAAAAAUUAAUCUUUGGCAGAUUCCUUAAACGUAAAGGUUAUGACUUUAGAAAAUAAUCUUGUAAGAGCACAAAAAAAAGAGGAAUAAUUAUUACAAAAAAUAAGAUUAUUAGAAAAUCAAUAAACUUCACUUCAAAAUAAUUCAGAAUAUAAAAAUUUGUAAACAAAGAACAAUAAUAUGUUCGAAGAAAUCUAAAUUUUGGUUUAAACAAUUAAAAAUUAAGAUCAAGAAAUUGAAAAUUUAAAGAAUGAGUUAAUGUCAUAUCAAAGAGAAGUAUCAUUUAUGAAAGAGGUAGUUAAAGAGGAUACUAGUAGAUUAGAAUCAUCAGUUUUAGAUGAUAAAAAUAGAAGAAUAGUAGAAUUAGAGAAUAAGUGUGCAUUACUUGCUAAUGAAAACACAAGACUUAAUUAAUUAAAGGUAAAAGUUUAUCAUAUAUUUUUAGAUGAAAUAAAUUGAUGAAUGGAAAACAAAAUAUGAUAAAUUACAAUUAGAAUUAGAGAAAAGCUUAAAUAUGAAAGGUUGGGAUGAUCAAUCAAGGAAUAUUGUAAUGUCUAGUAAUUUUGGAUAUUUAUCCAAAAUAAAAUGA